UGGCUGCCAGUGUGAGGAUUUUUGGAUCCAUUGCGUCACAGGGCGGCCUCACAUCUUUGGGCCGUGAAACAAUAAAUUCCACUGCUGCUGGACUGCAUCAGGAGUCAGCUGACAGGGGAGGUGGGGGGAUAGAGAGGAAACAGUAAGAGAGAUGAGAAGGUAGGAGAGGAGGGUCCAUGACGCUUUUGAAGCCGCAGGAAGGGGGCUGGGUUUUGCUGACAAUGCUUCUUGCCAGUAGGGGCUUUCGUAAUGCUUUGACCUGUGGACUUUGUGCUUAGAGUGCCGUGUGAGGCCAGCAUUUAACGCUGGCCGGUGACUUUGUCUGGAGCAGGUCCUCAGCAGACGGGCUGACAUGCAGACUGUACCGGAGGAGUGGAGGGAAGAACGGGAUGAGAGAGGAGGAGAUGGGAGGAUGGGGGAGAUGUUGGUCAAGAGGAAAGGAAAUUCAGACUACAGUGAAGAGGUGAAGGGAGAGUGGGAGAAGAAUGGGGGGACAGGUGGUGAAGAGGUGGAGAAAGAGUCACUGAUGAUGGAGCUGACGAGGCUGGUGCAGAAGAUGGUGAAAGAGAGCAGCUGGUGGGAGAGGAGGGGAAUCGAUUGCAGCAUCCUGGCAGCAGCAUUCUUCUGUUUGCCACCUGCCUUCCUGCUGCUCAGCUCCUCUCAGAUCCUGUGGUUUUCAGCGGGCAUGCUGCUGAUGGGUGUGGCUCACGGUGUCAUCACCAUCAAAGGGACGCAUCUGGCCAGCCACGGGGCGCUGAGCGAGUCGCAGGCCUGGGCAAAGUUCUGGGCCGUCUUCUUCAUCGAGAUUUGUGGCUCAUUCUCAGCGCGAGCCGGCAUUCAGGGCCACAUUAAGAUGCAUCAUGCUCAUACUAAUGUCAUUGGACUCGGGGACUCCAGCGUAUGGAAGGUCCCCUUCCUGCCUCGCACUGUCUACCUGUUCAUAGCUCCCCUGGCCGUGCCUAUCAUCACUCCACUUGUUGCACUCGGUAAGAGGCACCAAAGGACCAAGGAAGGACAGACGCUUUAUGGGUUUACUCAAGUAUUUCAACUUAAACCUCACCUCAAAGGAGACUCUUUGGCUCACGUCUUUAGGACCAUCCUGAUGGUAACCCUGGGCCUGUAUUCACAGUACUGGCUGCUGAUCCACGUCUCCGGGUUCCUGUCACCUCACAGCGCUUUGCUCUGUAUGUUUGCAUGUCGAGCAAUGUUCAGUGUGCCGUAUAUCCAUGUCAACAUUUUCCAGCACAUUGGCCUCCACAUGUUCUCUCCGACCCGUCGACCAAAGAGGAUCUACCAGAUGACCCACGGAGUCCUGAACCUGCCGCGUAAUCCAGUGCUGGACUGGAUUUUUGGACACUCGCUCAUCAAUUGCCACGUGGAGCACCAUCUCUUCCCCUUCCUGUCUGAUAACAUGUGUUUAAAGGUGAAGCCUGUUGUGUCCAAGUAUCUGACUGAAAAGCAGCUUCCAUACCAGGAGGACAGCUACCUCUCCCGCCUGAACCUUUUCUUCCACAAAUACCAGGAACUGAUGGUGUUUGCCCCACCGAUCACAGAGCUGGUGGGAGUGCAGUAAUGAAGAGGCAGCGAAGGAGAAAAACUGUUCAGACUAAUGACUGCUACUGCUCAAAAGCACAAGCUUCGAUGUUUCAAAGUGCAUUUCUACUGGUUUGAAUCAUCUCUAACAAACAGAAUAGGCUUUUAAUCAAUAAUAGAUCUACACAUUAAAGAUGAUUGUAUUUUAAUUUGAUAUUAGGAGCUAAAUUAACAUGAAAUCCUCAUAAAUGAUUAGAUUAAGGAGUAUCCUACACUUGUAGAGGUAAUUGAAUACACAGCACAAAGAUAAGCGCUCAACCAAAAGAUGACUUGAUUUGGUUUAAUUGUUGCUGCAUUGAAAGUCACUGUGGGAGAUUUGAACUGACCUUGGGCCUGUCUCAUGAAGCAAAUUCAACUUAGUGAGGCUCUCUUUGAGAUGUCUGCUAGACCUGGAUAACUGGUUUUACAAAGAAUGUUAACAACCGCCUCCUAUAACUCUGGAUGUAACAGUGACAACAGAGGAUCAUAUUCUGGAGAUGCCUACUGGGAAGCGGCCGAUGCAGCGGUAGAAAAGACAGAUUCAUGAAGUUAGUUACAGAAGCUAGGCACAACAUAACAGCAAUAGAAAAAUAAUGCAGCAACCAAAAUGCAGUAACAGAAUGUGUUAUAAAUAACUGUAAAUGUACAGUAUUUUAUGGGCUUUAACACACUUUUUUUUGUACAUUAAGUAUGAUUUAUUGGCAGUUUUCAUAAUGCAGUUUUACAGCUACAAAUCAAAUAAAUCAAAGUUGUGUGCCUGAACACUGUAGGUCACAGGUAGCCAACAGGUAUAUAUAUAUGUGUAUGUGACAGUAAAAUGCCUUUACCUUUAACUUAACUGAAAAACACUGAACGGACAGGUUACUACGGCUGCAGCUGGCUAACCAGCUGAUCCUGCAUUGUGAGACAGGCCUGUUUUCAUAGUGACAGACGGUGGCGCUGUAGUCAAUAGACAUGUUUAAUUCACAGUGUCCUCAUCUCAAAGGCACAUCAUUGACUGCACUGUAGCUCCAGUACAGAGGGACAUAGAGGUGCUUCUGUGUGUCUGUCUUGUCUGAUAAUAAAUUUAACAUUUAAUUUUCAGGAUUUUUUUUAUUACCUUUCCUGACACAUACAUAUAUAAAUUUAUAUAUAAAUUAAGUUGUUCUCUUAUGUUCCUGAUUAUAUAAAUUGUUACACACAGGAAAUUAAAGUACCCAUAAUUUUUUUGAAACCCACAUAUAGUUAUAAUAAAAAGUUUGGACUUUAA
Micropterus salmoides (largemouth bass) is the source of this 2821-nucleotide messenger RNA. It is a transcript of the gene fads6, whose product is annotated as fatty acid desaturase 6. NCBI's taxonomy places the organism in Eukaryota, Metazoa, Chordata, Actinopteri, Centrarchiformes, Centrarchidae. Gene Ontology annotation, biological process: lipid metabolic process. Gene Ontology annotation, molecular function: oxidoreductase activity, acting on paired donors, with oxidation of a pair of donors resulting in the reduction of molecular oxygen to two molecules of water. The record is from RefSeq and is a predicted model, not a curated record. The transcript is spliced from 6 exons. Gene Ontology annotation, cellular component: membrane. The coding region runs from base 353 to 1573 and encodes 406 amino acids.